Molecule: messenger RNA, 339 nt
Organism: Paracoccidioides lutzii Pb01
Exons: 2
Coding region: 1-339 (112 amino acids)
Source: RefSeq, a predicted model, not a curated record
AUGAUUGCUGUGCUAGAGAAGAAUUACAGCGCACCUGCUCUCACUCUCCCCUCCUACCUUCUCUCCCAGUACAUCACUAAGGUCCAAGUGUUCUCUUCCCACCGCCCACAAGCGUUCAAAAUCCUCAAAUAUCUUGUUGCUAUCGGGGUCAUCCGCUCCCUCAAUGGCUUGAUCAACCUCUAUUCCCUCAACCACGGCACAUCCGACACGUACAACUGGAACCAAGAAAUCGCCAUCGUGACAAGCGGUAGCGACGGCAUAGGGCGGCGGGUUGCCAUCCUGCUUGCCGCACGGGGCGUCAAAGUGGCUGUGCUGGACAUCCAGCCGCUUAAAUACUAG